UUAGCAUAUUUUUAGUUCUGGUUCUUCUUUGGUCAAGAAAAGAAACAACCACCAAAAUGAAAUUCUGUAUCGUAUUUUUGGCAAUUGCGGUUUCAGCUGUUGCUGCCCAAAUAUCCAAUGAAUAUCUUCCACCUGUGGAAAAUGCAUUGUCUCCCAGCAAUGAGUACUUACCUCCAGUUGAAGAUGAGCCAGCUCACAUUUUAGCCGAUGAUGGUUACCGUUACAAGACCGUCCGCAGGUUGAAAUACCGUCACCGUCGUGAUGUUAACGAGUUGCCCUCCAACGAGUACCUUCCUCCAGUUCAACAAUCGUUUGCUCCAUCCCAGGAGUACUUGCCUCCAGUAAGUGCAUCUUUCGAACCAGAAACUGUUCUUGCCGAUGAUGGUUACCGUUACAAGACUGUUCGUCGUUUGAAAUACCGUCACCGUCGUGAUGUCAACGAAUUGCCAUCCAACGAGUACCUUCCUCCAGUUCAACAAUCGUUUGCUCCAUCCCAGGAGUACUUGCCUCCAGUAAGUGCAUCUUUCGAACCAGAAACCGUUCUUGCCGAUGAUGGUUACCGUUACAAGACCGUCCGUCGUUUAAAAUAUCGUCACCGUCGUGAUGUCAACGAAUUGCCAUCCAACGAGUACCUUCCUCCAGUUCAACAAUCGUUUGCUCCAUCCCAGGAGUACUUGCCUCCAGUAAGUGCAUCUUUCGAACCAGAAACUGUUCUUGCCGAUGAUGGUUACCGUUACAAAACUGUAAGAAGACUUAAGUACAGACGUCAUUAAGUGUUUACACAUUUUUUUCUAAAUUUAUUUACCUA
This is a messenger RNA of Episyrphus balteatus (marmalade hoverfly), 808 nucleotides long. RefSeq lists its product as uncharacterized. The record is from RefSeq and is a predicted model, not a curated record. The coding region runs from base 57 to 773 and encodes 238 amino acids. NCBI's taxonomy places the organism in Eukaryota, Metazoa, Arthropoda, Insecta, Diptera, Syrphidae. The transcript has 2 exons.